AUGCUUUGUCUCUUUCUAUAUGAACCAAUCCGGAAACACUACAAGCUUUCCAGCUUCAAACUGCUUGCAUUCUUUAUCCAGAUUCUACUGAUCAGAAAUUUACUGCUGUUUGGGUAUCAGAAUAGGAUUUUCCUUUGUGCUGAAGAAGUUACAAGAGUUAGCUGUGGCCUCAAAUCAAUGUCUGCUACAGGAGUGCAGCUGCAUAUUCAAGAUGAUCAUGUUCUGAUAGGAAAUGGAGUACUCCAAAUCACACUGACAAAUCCAGGGGGAAUUCUCAGAGGAAUAGAAUAUGGCGGAAUUGACAACUUGCUUGAACUUCACAACAAAGAUUUGAAUGGAGGGUACAGGAAUUGUGUUACAUCUGCUCUCUUAUCCUCUCUUUUCCCAUUCUUAUUGGAUGUUCAGACAAAGUUUUACAUUACAACCUCCCAUAGGAUUCAGAAGUGCAUAGCCCGCUGA
Messenger RNA from Ilex paraguariensis (yerba mate), 459 nucleotides. The record is from the annotation of a GenBank genome assembly. Lineage: Eukaryota; Viridiplantae; Streptophyta; Magnoliopsida; Aquifoliales; Aquifoliaceae.